This is a messenger RNA of Trichoplax adhaerens, 960 nucleotides long. RefSeq lists its product as uncharacterized. The record is from RefSeq and is a predicted model, not a curated record. The coding region runs from base 1 to 960 and encodes 319 amino acids. Gene Ontology annotation, molecular function: protein binding. Lineage: Eukaryota; Metazoa; Placozoa; Uniplacotomia; Trichoplacea; Trichoplacidae. The transcript has 7 exons.
AUGGCUACCUUCAGUGCCAAAAGAGACGAGAUUAUCCGCUUGUUUUGCGACUGUACAAAACAACAACAAAAUAAUAUUUUAUUAGAGCUCCUGCUGCAAUGUGAGCCUUUGCAAUUAAGAAUUCUAUACUCAGAGCUCAAGCCUUUACUAGCCGUAAAUUUUGUGGCAUACUUACCUAGCGAAUUGGUUGAUAAGAUAUUUUUCCUUCUGGAAGCCAAAGAUUUAUGUAACAUAGCCAUGUGCAAUCGGCUGUGGCGAGAGAAGGCCAAUAACAAUGCAAUUUGGAAAAAAUUAUGUACAGAUAAAAAUUGGAUCAAAUACGGUGAUGAUCAAUCUUUAUUAAAUAUUAAUAACGAAACAACUAUCAACACAACGCCAGCGCAGCAUCAAAUUUUGUUAAAUUCUCUAAAAUCAACCUUAAAGACAUGUAGAUGGAAGGAAAUAUAUAUUAGAGCUUAUUUACUUAAUCGAAAUUGGAAUACGGGUCGUUAUACGAGUAUCCAUACGUUACGUGGCCACAAGCAAAGAGUAAUAAGUCUAUCAUGUGAUGGCAAAUGGAUCGUAUCAGGAUCUGAGGACAAUGCAGCUCGUAUAUGGGAUCUUUAUACUGGCGCAUGCAAACAUGUAUUAGAUAAUCAUACUGAUUCAGUUCGUUGCUUGACUUUAAAGAACUCUGUGCUAGUUACCGGAUGUUUCGAUGGUAUCGUACGAAUUUUCGAUGCUAAUACAGGAAGAUGUUUAAGAACUAUCAGAUUAUGGGAUUUCUCUACUGGACGUUGUCUGCAUGUGAUGCGAGGCCAUACAGAUGAAAUACAGGCCAUAGAAAUGUAUAAAGAGUACGUCGUUACUAGCGCUUGGGACGAUACUAUCCGAUUGUGGGACAUUAAUUCUGGGAAUUAUAAGAAAAUUUGGAAAAACGAUGCCGGUAGAGCUAUUAGACCACCUUUAAACAUCUUAUGA